This is a messenger RNA of Drosophila hydei, 1275 nucleotides long. RefSeq lists its product as uncharacterized. The coding region runs from base 363 to 1184 and encodes 273 amino acids. The record is from RefSeq and is a predicted model, not a curated record. Gene Ontology annotation, molecular function: acyltransferase activity, transferring groups other than amino-acyl groups. The transcript has 4 exons. Lineage: Eukaryota; Metazoa; Arthropoda; Insecta; Diptera; Drosophilidae.
UUAAAUGCUUUAAAAAUCGAAUGCUAGUCAUAAUUUAGAUAUUGGUUGUCGCUACGGGAUUAUAAAUAGAUUUGCUUCACAAUUGUUUCCCUUUGCGCAGAAAAAUUAAAUUUUGUCACAUUUAGCCGCGAGCAGAGAGCCAAGAGAUGAAAAUUCUGGACUCUCCCGUUGGCUAAUGCCUUGUUACUGUUGCGACAAAUAAAAAAGGGAAAAGAUAUGUGCAUGUAUAUGGAAUAUACAGUAAAAUAAAUGACAUAAGUGCUUUUUUAUUUUUGCUUAAAAAGUAAAAAGCGAAUUUUCAAAUUAGUGCGCAUUUGGUAGCUCAAGCGUUUGGUAUAAUAAUUAAUAAUAAUACCUAAAAAAUGUUAGAAUUAAUGCGCAAUCAGUGGAGUCUACUACGAGAUGUAUAUCAAGAAGAUCGGACAAAUCUAACGGGCUACGAUCUAAUAAAUAUCUAUAUAAAUUGCAACGAUAAAGCGCAUGAUGUGAAAAUUUAUACAACGAACAACGAUUGGCUGGAACAUGGGACAUUUGUGCUAAUUCACGACAAUAUCAACAAGUUAGAUAUAUAUCUAAAUACUCUAAAUGGCUCUCUCAGAGAACUAGAAAAUCUGCUUAGUUCUCUGCAACUGAACGAUCGAGCCUGGUUUUUUGGCUAUCGGCAGGCAUUGAAGUUAACUGUGAAUAACUUUUGCCUCGAGAGGGGGCUAAGCUUAAAGAAGUUGGAUCAGAUGGAAACCUAUGUAUAUUAUCUACCUAAAAGAGCUGUAGAAUCAUUUAAUUGUCGCUUGAUUGCAGACAUAUAUUUAGCUUCGUUGAGCCUCAAUCACGCUGCAUUAGUGGAUGAACAUUGGCCAUAUCGUUCGUCUGAUUCUCUAGCAUUGAUCAAAGAUCGUAUACAGAGUUAUAUAAGCGUUGGCGCAUUCGAUGGUAAUGGUCAACUGUUGGCGUGGUGCUUGAGAUCCGUUCAGGGCAGCCUCAGCAAUUUGUAUGUUUUGCCCUCCUAUAGGCGCCUGGGAUUGGCUUCCUUAUUAGUGCGUCACAUGGCUAAAGAAAUUGCCGCAACUGGAGCAGAGGUUUUGGCCACAAUUGCCUUUGGCAAUGAAAUAUCUCAGCUAUUUUUUGAGAAACUUGGUUUCAAGCUUAUCGAUAGUAUAGUCUUCACCAUGGUGCCUGGACUUUGAACAAGCUAUAUAUACACCUUUAUAUACAGUAUAAAUGAAAUAUGAAAUACCUCAAAAUUAGUUUUUAAAUACAUAAGUUAAUAAACAGAGA